Molecule: messenger RNA, 1742 nt
Organism: Umbelopsis ramanniana AG
Lineage: Eukaryota; Fungi; Mucoromycota; Umbelopsidomycetes; Umbelopsidales; Umbelopsidaceae
Exons: 3
Coding region: 23-1501 (492 amino acids)
Biological process (GO): protein folding; response to endoplasmic reticulum stress
Cellular component (GO): endoplasmic reticulum
Molecular function (GO): protein disulfide isomerase activity
Source: RefSeq, a predicted model, not a curated record
UAGACAGCUUAUUUUAUACAACAUGGUCAAAACAUCUUUUGUUUUCGCUGCUGCUGCCACCGCCUUCCUUACUCUUGUUCAAGCCAAGAGCGAUGUUGUUGACUUGAGUGCCAGCACCUUCGACUCUCACAUCAAGAAGGAGGAAGUUACUUUGGUCGAGUUCUUCGCCCCUUGGUGCGGUCACUGCAAGGCUCUUGCUCCCGAGUACGAGAUUGCUGCCACCACCCUUAAGAAGGACAAUAUCAAGAUCGCCAAGGUCGAUUGUACCGUUGAACAAGACCUUUGCAGUAGCCAGAAUGUCCAAGGCUACCCCACCCUCAAGGUUUUCCGAAGCGGUAGCCCUGCUGACUACUCUGGACCUCGUAAGGCUGAUGGUAUUGUCAGCUAUAUGUUGAAGCAAACCCAACCUCCUCUCACCAACCUCGAUGCAAAGACUUACAGCGACUUUAAGACUUCCGACAAGGUUGUUGCCAUCGCAUAUAUUCCUGCCAAGGACAAGGACAGCCAAAAGAUUUUCGAACAAGUUGCCAACCAGCUUCGUGAUGAAUACACCUUUGGUCUUGUUACUGACAAGAAGAUCAUUGCUGCUGAAGGCCACCAGGAUACCCCAAGCAUUGCUAUCUACAAGCAAUCCGACAAUGAAGUUGUUUUCUCUGAUGCAUUUGAUCUUACUGAGAUUUCCCAAUGGGUCAAGCUUAACUCUCUCCCCACCUUUGGCGAGAUCGACGGAAACACCUUCUCAUCUUAUGCCGAUCUCGGUCUUCCCAUUGCUUACAGUUUCUACGAAAACGAGGAACAAGCUGAAGAGGUUGAGCGAGUUCUCAAGCCACUUGCUGAGAAGUACAAGGGAAAGAUCAGCUUCGUCAAGAUCGAUGGUUCCAAGUAUGGUCAACAUGCCCAGAACCUUGCCAUUCCUCAAGAAUAUCCUUCCUUCGGUAUCCAAAACCUCGAAGAUGGUAGCAAGUUCCCCUUGCUUAACAAGAAGGCCACCGAUGUCGAAGCCGUUGAUGAGUUGACUGCUUCUGUCACGGAUGGUACUGCCCAACCCCAUAUCAAAUCUGCUGUUGCUCCCCAGCCCAACGAUGGCCCCGUCAAGGUCGUCGUUGCCACUGAAUUCUCUGAUGUUGUCCUCGACCCCAAGAAGAAUGUCUUCUUGGAAGUCUAUGCUCCCUGGUGCGGACACUGCAAGACCUUGGCUCCUAUUUGGGAAGAGCUUGGUGAACUUUACGCUGACAGUGAUGACAUGGUCAUCGCUAAGAUGGACGGUACUGAGAACGAUGUUCCCCCUGAAGGCGGUUUCCAGAUCUCUGGUUUCCCUACCUUGAAGUUCUUCAAGGCUGACACCAACGAAAUGAUUGACUUCAAUGGCGACCGAAGUUUGGAAGGAUUGCAGGCUUUCAUCGCUGAGGUGACUGGCGAAAAGGCUGAUGAGGAGCUCGAACAAACUGAGGAAGCUGCUCCAGCAGACGAAGAUGCUAAGGAACAGCACGAUGAACUUUAAAUGUAACUUUUACAUGAUCCCAAAACCCCCCCUCCCCUCAACUCCCAGAAACCAAAAAAAAAGCAGAAAAUUUGCUACCCUUUCCCUGAUUCAUAAUGUACAAGUUAUUGUUUUGGCUUACACCAUAUUUGCUAUGGUUUCCCCCAAAUGCAAAAUGAUUCAAAAACUAUAAAUAUACAUUUUCCGUUUUGCAAGCAAGCUAAAUAUAUUUUGAUAAAGGGUUUCUAAUCAUUGCGUGCAA